AUGCUCGUUGCUUCUGCCCCUGUAUUUUUCACGCUUCGGCUCUCUUGGAUUCAGUGCAUGUCACUCGCAAACAACGGUCGCGUAGUGCUCGCCCUCGAGGGUGGCUAUCAUGCACCGGCAGUGGCAGCUUGUAUUGCCAGCUGCCUGAACGCUCUAAUUCUACCGAGUCAACAAGCAUUUGACUUGGCGCUUUGUCCCUGUGACAGACUUGCAUCCUAUCCAACCCAGCCCACGAGACUCUUCACCGCUGCUCCUCCUCCUUUUUCUUCUUCUUCCCCUCGUCCUCCUCCUACUUCUUCUUCUUCUUCUUCUUCUUCUCCUUUUUCUUCUUCUUCUUUCUCUUCUUCUCCUCCUCUUCCCCCUUCUUCUUCUUCUUCUUCUUCUCCUCCUCUCCGUCUUCUUCCUCUUCCUCUUUCUCUUUCUCUUACUCUACCUCCUCCUCCUCCUCCU
Molecule: messenger RNA, 450 nt
Organism: Protopolystoma xenopodis
Lineage: Eukaryota; Metazoa; Platyhelminthes; Monogenea; Polystomatidea; Polystomatidae
Source: the annotation of a GenBank genome assembly